Messenger RNA from Closterium sp. NIES-67, 1568 nucleotides. The record is from the annotation of a GenBank genome assembly. Lineage: Eukaryota; Viridiplantae; Streptophyta; Zygnematophyceae; Desmidiales; Closteriaceae.
GAGCCUCUUAGGAUAGAAUUCGGAGAUAGUAGCUCCUAGUAGCGUUUUCUCCGCUGUAAAGCCUGCGACAGCGACAAGUAGAGGCGACUCGAACAAGCCUGCGACGGCCGUCCCUGCGACAGCGGCGACCAUGCCACGCAGCUUCGCAUGCCUUUCGAUGUCGCCAGCGCCAUCGUCCGUCGCAAUCCAUCGGUUUUCGCCUCCCCCCCCACAACCAGUCGCUUCAUCCUGUAUCGCAGCGUCGCAUAUCGCGAAUGCACGUGUCUUUCCUUCGUCAUCAGUCCCCGCGUCACCGCCGGUCACCGACUCGCAUUGUUCGUCCUUUUCCGCCGCGUCUCAUCCGGCGUUUUUCAAAAAGCCAUGUGAAAUUUCUUCAUUCGGCUGCCUGUCGUCCGGAGAAUCUGGGCCGUUCCAUCUCCCACUUAAAAGCAUCUCGAGGCGCCAAGAUAGAGCGCGCUUGGCCGUCCGAUGCGGGGCCGCGGGUUCCGCCACUUCUCGGGCUCGAGGCUGGGGAGGCGGAGGGGGAGCAGCGCGGAAGGGCGGGGGAGAACGAGGCGUGGGGGGAGAAUGGCAGCGGGGCGCGGUAGCUGGGAGGGUGGCGGAGGGGGGAACGGCGGGGAGAGGCGGGGAGGAGCUGGUGCUGGAGGUGCGCGGAGUGAGCUACCAGCCGCACGGGUCCGACAGCUGGCUGCUGAACGACGUCUCGCUCUCUCUUCCCAAGAACAGCUUGGGGCUGAUCUUCGGCCGCAGUGGCGGGGGCAAGACCACUCUCCUGCAGCUCCUCUCAGGCCUCACCACUGCAACCAGCGGCACCAUCGCUAUGCCCACCGCCUCUCCUCCCUCCCUCUCCGCUUCCUCCUCCUCCCUCACCUCUCCUCUCACCCCCCUCUCUCGCACCGAGAUCUCUGAGAGGGUGGGGAUCGUCUUUCAGUUCCCCGAGCGGUACUUCCUCACCGACUCAGUGCUGGCCGAGCUCACCUUUGGGUGGCCCACGCGGGUGGAGGACAUUCCCCUCAGACAGGCUUUGGCAGCGAGGGUCCAGGCUGCUCUUAUAGCGGUGGGUCUCAUGGGAGUGGCUCUGGACACCAAUCCCCGUGCACUCAGCGGUGGCAACCAGCGGCGGCUGGCUCUCGCGAUUCAGCUCGUUCGCAUGCCAGAACUGCUGCUGCUCGACGAACCUCUUGCUGGACUUGACUGGAGGGCAAGGGCGGACGUGGUGAGGCUGCUGGCAGCACUCAAGAGGGAACGGACCAUUCUAGUUGUCAGCCAUGACCUCAGGGAGUUGUCCCCCUUAGUGGAUCGGUCGUGGCGCAUGCAGAUGGGGGGAAGGUUGAGGGAGGAACCACUGCCAGCUGCAGUGUCAGAUGAUGAGGGUGACAUCAAUUUUCCUUGGCGUGCGUGAAGGAUAAGGACGUGUUCCGAUGAAGUUUGGGAGUUGUCACCUCCUCAUUAUGUGUUCAUUAUUUGGGCCAGCUAAGUGUUCUGAAAAAUGUAAUGCACAUUUAGUUGACUUGGCAUAUCAUGUAAUGUUAGAUCCUUUCAAUGUGAAAUACAAGAAUGCAAAUUUA